Messenger RNA from Amoebophrya sp. A120, 301 nucleotides. The record is from the annotation of a GenBank genome assembly. NCBI's taxonomy places the organism in Eukaryota, Dinophyceae, Syndiniales, Amoebophryaceae.
UUCUUAACCAUCAAAAUGCUCUACAAGCGGUUGAGGCGAAUCCCCGCAUUUAUGCAUCUCCCACUCGAGAUUUUGUUAAACGAAAUACACGAGUGCCUUGCUAACCUGCCGAGUGCAGGCAAGGGCGGAAGAACAUCCGCAAUGGAGUUUUGGGGGAUUGAAGAGAGUAGUCCGGAAAUGGUGGUGCAUCCGGACGAUGCGGCCGUGCGCGGCUUCGAGGGCGAUCAGUCUGCCUAUCGCAUCAACCGACUCUCGGAGGCCCGAACGCGCAUUUGGUCCGAGACUCUGGCGCUUCUGUCUG